AUGUUAUUUUUUAUGUAUGUUUUCCUAAUUACAAAAAUAGCAGAAUGUUCUCGAGUAGGUAGUACUUUGUUUUAUAAACGACUUACACAAGCUAACUGUUGGAGUGAAGACGAUUUAACUAAAUUACGUGUUCGCAAAAUAAUUGAAGAAGUUAUACCACCACCGGUCACACCAGAUAUUGUUAACGAUAACUAUAUUAUUGAAACGUUAAGGUAUUUUCGUAAUACCUUUAAAACAGUUGAUAAUAAUCCAGACAAGAAUACCGUAGAAAUUCUUAAAGAAGUACUAGCGGACGCGAUAGGAGCACAUAUGAGGAGUGAAAUUCUCCCAACUGCUAGAUUUGCCUACUAUGCUGGAUAUGUCUCGUACAGAAAUGUAAGAGAGUUACAUGAUUUCUUUGAUGAUCUUAAAAUGUUGUUAAAUACACAAGGUGUAGGUUGGAAAAGAUCUGAUAGUAUUCCACAAUGGACAAAUUUUACAGUUGAGAAGGUUCGAGUUGGACCAACUUAUUUAUUUGAUCCAUGUGCCCCAUUAGUCACAAAACGAGAUUCAAAUUCCUGUAUUCAUAUACCAGCGCCCAUGACAGAUGAUCAUUGCCGACCAUCUGCAAUUGCUCUGCCAUGGAAAUACAACGGUUUAUUUAGUUUAAUAUCACCACUAUCGGAAAAUAUAUUACUAAAAUAUUAUACUGUUGGCGCAAAGUGUAUAUUACACAAUUCUCCAGAAACAUGUCGUCAUUCUGAUUUCGUAAGUUUCAACAAUGAACUUUGGCAUUGGAUGAAAAGGGAUAUUGCUCCUCGGCUCACAGAUGAAAAACUUUAUGCCGCAUAUGGGGGAAUUUUGCGAAUAGCUGCAGCAGUUCAAAAUUAUGGAAAAGGAUUACAUCGACGAAAUCUUUACGAUAUACAAGACACUGGAGUACUAAAAUGGCACCCCUGGAGAACUCUUAAGGAAUCGUACGUGUAUAUUAACACCGAUUGGACACCACAUAUGUAUGUUGGUGUUGUAGUGCUGAUAGGAUUAGCUAUUUGCAUUCUACAAAUAUGUUACAGUUAUAUUGCAGGUAAUGAUGAUGGUUGCCACUGUAGAAAUAUACCCCGUGCUCCGACAAGUAAGGACAUAGCGUAUGCAGAAGUAGAAUCUAAUAUACCUGCCAUGUUGCCUUCUCACCAAAGCGCAGUUUAUUUUACUGAAAAAAGACGCCAAAAAACACCUUCAUCCAAAACAAAGUCUCCAUCUCUUGGAUCUCUAAAGACACAAAAAGUAUACGAUAUGAAUGAAAACACCGAAAAGCUCAUGGCAGUGAUAAUGAGUGAUAAUGAGGGUACUACUGAAGAUUCAGCCAUUAUUGCUAAUGGUGGUUGCAGAAUAACUGACAAUACAAUAAAUAAAGGUCACCCAGAAAGAUCAAAAAGUCCGCCAAAGAUAGAAACACCGAUUACGCAAAUGAAAAUCGAAAAGAAGCUACCCAAGAUUAGAACCCGUGUACCGAUGUAUUCGACUAGUACGGUCACAAACUCUGAACGGACACGUCUAGGUGUAAACGUGACAGAUUCUUGGACCGGUUCAGGUAGUUCCACAUCGACGCAAUCUAGUUCAGUUAGCACAAAAUCCAGAUGUCGUAAGUCCAGAAGCUCUCGUGACUUGGCGUGGGCGCGACGUGUGGUCUCGAAACAUUCUCUAUGUGCAAAAUUAACUUCUGGUACAGAACUUGAUAUAAACUCAUACACGACACCGCCGUCGCAACGGUAA
Messenger RNA from Nymphalis io (European peacock), 1752 nucleotides. RefSeq lists its product as uncharacterized. Bases 1 to 1752 code for a protein of 583 amino acids. The record is from RefSeq and is a predicted model, not a curated record. Lineage: Eukaryota; Metazoa; Arthropoda; Insecta; Lepidoptera; Nymphalidae. The transcript has a single exon.